AUGUCAGCUCCCGCUUUCCGCAGCAUUGCCCUUUUGGGUGCCACUGGCAACCUGGGCUCCAAGAUCCUUGCCGCUUUGAAUAACACUGGCUAUAGUGUCACGGCCAUCCAGAGAGCCGAGUCAAAGAAUGUCGCAGACGGCGCAGCGAAGAGUAUCAAAGUUGACUUGACCAGCAAAUCUGGUCUCAUUGAAGCCUUCAAAGGCCAAGAUGUUGUCGUAUCCGCCACCCCAAACCCCGUCCUCGCAACGGAGAAAAUAUGGAUGGACGCUGCAGUAUCCGCAGGAGUAAAACACAUUGUCCUCUCAGAAUACAGCACCAACAUGGACAACGAAAAGUCCAAAGCUCUACCAAUCAUCUACGACAAACUACAGACGCGCAAGUACGCCGAGGAACUCGAAUCAUCUGGCAAGAUUGGAUGGUCCAGUGUCAACAAUGGACCAUUUUUUGUUCCGUUUAUCUGGACGGCCGGUUGGAUGGGCGCGAACGUUCAAAAAGAAACCGCUCUGUUCCAUGACGGUGGCGACAAAAUCGUUUGCACUAGCACGUUAGAGCGAAUUGGUGAGACGGUGGCUAAGAUCCUGGCACCAGAGCACGCCGCAGAUACCAAGAACAAGCCAAUAUACACAUACUCGGCUGCAGUCAGUGAGCGCAAGAUCACCGAUAUUAUUUCGAAGAUCACGGGAAUUGAUUUCCCUGUGACCAAUGCUAGCGUUGAGGAUAUAACGAAGGAGACCUUUGCUGCAGUCGCAAGGGGAGAUAACUCGAGGAACAUGGGGUUCUAUAUUCCGUUCUGCUGGGGUGAUGGGUAUGGAGGAGAUUUUAGGGGCCAGGCGUGGAAUGAGAAGCUGGGGUUGAAGGAGAUGAGCGAUGCGGAGAUCGAGGAUUUGUUUAGGGGCUUUUUGAGCGACAACGCGACUAAGUGA
Lachnellula hyalina is the source of this 924-nucleotide messenger RNA. RefSeq lists its product as uncharacterized. The coding region runs from base 1 to 924 and encodes 307 amino acids. The record is from RefSeq and is a predicted model, not a curated record. The transcript has 2 exons. Lineage: Eukaryota; Fungi; Ascomycota; Leotiomycetes; Helotiales; Lachnaceae.